Messenger RNA from Cynoglossus semilaevis (tongue sole), 2418 nucleotides. It is a transcript of the gene mkks, whose product is annotated as MKKS centrosomal shuttling protein. The transcript has 4 exons. Gene Ontology annotation, biological process: cilium assembly; chaperone-mediated protein complex assembly; developmental process. The coding region runs from base 123 to 1823 and encodes 566 amino acids. The record is from RefSeq and is a predicted model, not a curated record. Gene Ontology annotation, cellular component: cytoplasm; kinociliary basal body; nucleus. Lineage: Eukaryota; Metazoa; Chordata; Actinopteri; Pleuronectiformes; Cynoglossidae. Gene Ontology annotation, molecular function: ATP binding.
UCAUCAGGCAAAAAGUAACCGCAUAAUAAGUAUGUCUAAUUUUAACGUUGUUUUGUUCACCGUUGAACUUAAAGAUUUAAAGACUUCAUAGGUCGAAAGAAGAUUUAGAUAGUAGAUGUGUGAUGUCUCGACUUGUUCCGAAAGCUCCGUCUGCAUGUUCGGAUUUACCGCUAGACAACGCCGAAAUUUGCCACAAGCUCAUUUUGCUGAAGGAACUCCUGACAUCCUCUUUUGGUCCUACCGGAAAACUAAAACAAAUCCAUAACAACAUAGGAGGACACGUCGUCCUCACCUCGACCUCAUCAGUCCUACUCCAAGCUAUUUCAUCCUCACAGCAUUUUGUCAAUCUAAUCAAAACAUCGAUUCUCAACCAUGUUUCACGUUUCAGUGACUGUGGUUUAUUUGCUGCUGUUCUGUGCUUAACACUUGUUGAGCUAGCAAAGCAAUCUGGCCUCGCAGAAAAUGUGAGCGUCAGACUAAACAAAUAUUUUCUGGAUUUGUGCGUCAGCUACAUGCAGGGAGAAGAUUGUGGGUGCAGAGUGAAACUUGACUUUUCCAACAGCCACAACUUGAUCACAUUAGCUCGUAGUGUUAUCUCUAGCAAACCAGCAUGCAUGCUGACGGUGCAAGAGGUUUUGCACAUCAGCAAGCUGGCUGUGCAGGCUUUUCUGCUGACUCUUCCUUGUGACAAGCCAGGUACCAUUACGUUGGGCAGGACAGUGACCAUCACAGUUGAGGGCUAUUCUGUACUUAAUUCUGAAGUGUUUACAGGUUUACUAGUGGAUGUCACCUGCGACCUUUGCCUCAACAGGGCAAUAAACCUAAAUUCAGGUGCAUUGCCAGUGGUGGUGUUUAGCACAUCGCUAGCAGGAGAUUUUUCAGAACUAGGAGAAGGAAUAAUAGAGGUGCUUGCAGGUGUAGACUCAGAGUCACAGAUCCUGGAACAACUGCUGGAGCUUGGCAAACAGGUGGUUAAAGAUGAUGUUAAGCUCUUUGUAUGUCAGAAGGUCAUCCAUCCAGUCUUGCAGCAGUACAUGAGAAGUCAAGGCAUUAUCGUGAUGGAGAGAUUGGGAGUCAACCUUAUGGAGCCAAUUAUUCAGUUGACAGGUGCCCAACCCGUGGCCACACUGCAUAGCACAAUACCAGCCAGUGCCUAUGGGAAGGUAAUGGGAAUCAGUAUAAAGCAGAUUGGAUCCAAGACAAUGCUGCAUUUACAACCCACUAGAGAGUCAGUUAUCUGUACUCUGGUCCUCUGCCACAGGAAUGAGACAGUGCUAAGAGAGCUUAAGCUUGUAUGUCAAAAGACAGAGCAUGUGUUGAGACUCGCACUUAAGGACCCUGCUGCUUUACUUGGAGGUGGUUGUACUGAGACUCUGCUAGCUGCUUACAUCAGACACAAGUGCAAUGAAGCAGAAGCUGCAGCACAGUUAAGAUGCUCACAGUCAGAGUACCUUCUGGGCAUGGAGGUGUUCUGCCAUUCUCUGGAGUAUGUUGCCAAAGCCUUGGAUCAUGAUGGUGGGGAUUCUUUAAUUGAUCUGAAUCAUGCCCACCACUGGAAUCAGCCUGUAGAAACAAUGAAAAAUAGCUUGGAAUAUAGUUUGGGCAAUUGUGGCUGCGGACUUCUAAGAAACAGUCCAGGUAUGAAGUGGACGUACCUUAACACUGCCUACAGCCCAUUCUCAGCAUCAUCCUCGUCUGCAGAUCCAACAGCACAGCCACGCGUUCUGGACUCGUUCACAGCUAAACUUAAUGCAUUACAAGUCGCUGUAGAAACUGCUAAUCUCGCACUGGAUAUAAGGUUCAUCAUUCAAGAUUUAAAUUAGUAGCUUUGUGUUUUAAAUUUAAUUUGUGAUGAGUAACGUGUGAAAUAAAAAAAACAAAAACAUUUGACUACCACAAAUGCAACCUGUAUUUUUAUUUAUUUAUUAACAUUUUGGGGAGUUGGAUUAUGCUUGUCAAUUUUGUAUGUAAAUUGGUUUGUAAUUUAUUAUUUAUGUAUUUAUUAUGCAAACUAAUGCUCAAGAUUGUGUAAUAGGGAAGAAACCAAGUUUGCACCAGAAACAUCAGAGCAUGACCAGACCUUUUUCCAAUUAUUGAAAGAAAUCAAACAGUUACAUCCAUUUCUAAUAUAAAGUGUACAAAAACAAAGUUGCUCUUUUGUGUGACUGCAGAUAUGAAAAGAACAAGACAACAGCACAGACAGGCUUUUCAGGAUAUUUUACUUGUUUUGUAACAUGAAUCCAUGGGUCUAUUCCAAAGAGCCUUUUGGGAUGCUUUGUCAGUGGAACCUGAGAUUGAAACAACUCCAUUACGGGAGCAGUAGAGUAGUACUGUAUAUUUUAGGUCUGUGGUGUACAAGUUCUUAUCCUCUAAGCAAGAGUGAAAUAAUAUAAAACAAACAAAAAAAAAAAAACAUUU